This is a messenger RNA of Bombina bombina (fire-bellied toad), 5351 nucleotides long. RefSeq names its product ankyrin repeat and sterile alpha motif domain containing 1A (gene ANKS1A). Lineage: Eukaryota; Metazoa; Chordata; Amphibia; Anura; Bombinatoridae. Gene Ontology annotation, cellular component: cytosol. The record is from RefSeq and is a predicted model, not a curated record. Gene Ontology annotation, molecular function: protein binding. The coding region runs from base 9 to 3272 and encodes 1087 amino acids. The transcript is spliced from 28 exons.
ACGGCGGGAUGGGGAAGGAGCAGGAUUUGUUGGAUGCCGCCCGUACCGGGAACCGGGCUGCAGUAGAGAGAUUAUUGGGGGGAAAGAGAUUGAGCGGGGCCGGACCGGGGGGUGCAGCUGUUGGUGGGUCUGGAGGAUCCGGGGGAACAGGGUCCAGUCAUCCCCUUAGUAGCUUUCUCAGCAUCUGGCGUGGCCCAAAUGUGAAUUGUGUGGACAGCUCAGGAUAUACACCUCUGCACCAUGCUUCUCUCAACGGCCACAAGGAUGUUGUGGAAGUGCUCUUGCGGAAUGAAGCUGUGACAAACAUUGCAGACUGCAAAGGAUGUUUCCCUCUGCAUCUUGCAGCCUGGAAGGGGGAUGCUCAUAUUGUUCGACUUCUCAUCCACCAUGGACCUUCUCAUGCGAAGAUCAACGAACAGAAUGUCCCAGAAGUGAAAAAGUACGGCCCCUUCCAUCCUUAUGUGAAUGCAAAGAAUAAUGACAAUGAGACAGCCCUGCACUGUGCUGCCCAGUAUGGGCACACUGAAGUGGUACGUGUAUUGCUGGAAGAACUUACAGACCCUACAAUGCGAAACAACAAGCUGGAAACACCACUAGACUUGGCAGCGCUGUACGGACGCUUAGAGGUGGUGAAGCUACUUCUCAAUGCCCAUCCAAAUCUGCUGAGUUGCCAUACACGAAAGCACACACCCCUGCACUUGGCAGCCCGAAAUGGGCACAGAGCUGUGGUCAAGGUGUUGUUGGACGCUGCAAUGGACAUCAAUUAUCAGACAGAGAAGGGAAGUGCUUUGCACGAAGCUGCCUUAUUUGGGAAGACUGAUGUGGUACAGAUGCUUCUAGAUGCAGGAGUAGAUGUCAGUAUCACAGAUAAUAAGGGGAUGACUGCGUUGGAUAUUGUACAGGAGCUGCCCUCUCAGAAAAGCAAACACAUAGCUGCCCUCAUACAAGAUCAUAGCUCAAGUGUAGCAUCCAAAGAAAUUGUGCAGGACCCAGUGACACUGGCAGCUUCUCAUCCCAUCUCUGACACACCAGGAGGAGGCUUACAGCGGGGUUUUCUGGAUCUGAGGUUGGAUUUGGAAAGUGUUUCCCUGUCAGAGUCCCCAUAUGAAGCUCUCUAUAACGCUUCCUCCUGCCACUCUCUGGACAGCAUCUGUAGUGCCCGAUCUUCUGACAGAGAUUCCCUUAGCCGUGAAAUUACAAGGACACGGAAAAAGGAGCGCCCUCCUCCCCCUGCGAAACCACCACCAGAGGAGGAUGAAGAUUUACAGAGGAGUGGUGUGGGGGCCACCAGGGAGGCUUUCAGUAAUAUGCACACAGGACGAGAGGAGGAGAAUCCCUAUGAACUGCUUCUUACUGCAGAGACCAAGCGACCAGAUGGCAGAGGAGAACCGCAGCUUCAAGGAAAUGCUGGAAACCCUCAGCCUCAGGUUAGAUCACGCCGUCCUACAAUCUCACAAGACCAACAGCGCCCCCAAAAUCGCCGUGGGUCAUCGGAUCUAUCCAGUGGUCACUCUGAAGGGGAGUCCCAUGGCUCUGAGCGACCUAAUGGUGGGCAGCGGAGGAGCAGUUCUGGAGGUUGGAGUCUGGCCUCUGCUGAUAGCUCUGAUUCACACAUGCUGCAGCACUUUUCAGGCCUACUUCACGGCUCCUCCCCUGUGUGUGAAGUUCGGGACCCUCUUGUACCCUGUGAUCAAUCUUUAGGAGAGGACAGCAGAAACGGUGCUGCCACACGUAUGGAACUGCCUUUACGCCGCAGCUUGUCGAAAUCGGACUCUGACUUGUUGACUUGUUCUCCUCCAGCCGGAGGAGAAAGUGAAGACUGGAGUCGUAGUGAAUCACUUUCAAACUGCGCAACUGGAGGAGGCAAGAAGAGACUAGAAAAAUCGCCCUCUUUCACUUCAGAAUGGGAUGAGUGUCUCCAGUUGAUCCCUGCAACUCCCCCCAAACAUCAAAUUGAUAAAAUAAUGAGCUCCAUUGGGCAAGGCAUUGAGUUCUCGCAGGAGCAACAGGUCAUGGCAGGAACUCGUGUCCCUGAGCAAAGUGUAGCCCAGUGGUUGGAGUCUCUUGGGCUUCAGCAGUACGAGAGCAAACUAGUUUUGAAUGGAUUUGAUGACAUCCGCUUUCUGACAGGUAACAUUUUUGAAGAACAGGACUUGAUAGAUAUUGGAAUAACAGAUAUUCAACAUCGGCGCAGACUUUUGCAGGCAACCUUUUCAUUACCCAAGUUACCUACGUUCUCUGGGGAUAUUUCAGUCUCCUCCUGGCUACAGGCGCUAUCCUUGCAGCAAUACACACCAAGCUUCUUAAGUAGUGGGUACACAUCUAUGGAGACACUCCGAAAUCUGUGGGAACUUGAGAUUGUAAAUGUUCUAAAAGUAAAUGUGCUGGGUCAUAGAAAGAGGAUUCUAGCAUCCUUAGCAGAGAGACCAUGUGAAGACCCCCCACAGAAACCUCCCAGAUUCUCUCAAUUCCGGUGUCCAGACCUUCCACCCCGUGUUUCUUCCUCUGCCUUUGGCCUUGUGGAGCAAAGUCCUGGAUCUGAGUCAGGACGAAGCUGGGCAGAGGGAGCAGAGAGCCGAGGUGGUCGUCAGAGAGUGCAGGAGGAAGCUAGAUUAACCUUGCGUCCUCCCAGCAUGGCUACUCCAUAUGCCCCUCUACAGAACUGGCAGCACCAGCCUGAGAAGUUAAUAUUUGAGUCUUGUGGUUAUGAAGCCAGUUAUUUGGGAUCAAUGCAAAUUAAAGACUUGAGAGGGACAGAAUCCACUCAAGAUGCCUGUGCCAAGAUGAGGAAGUCCACAGAGCAGAUGAAGAAAAUUCCUCGGAUAACUCUAUCCAUCAGCUACAAAGGAGUCAAGUUCAUUGAUGCAUCAAAUCAGAAUGUCAUUGCUGAACAUGAGAUCCGAAAUAUUUCCUGUGCUGCUCAGGAUCCAGAGGACCUAUGCACUUUUGCCUACAUUACAAAGGACCUGCAGACCAGCCACCACUACUGCCAUGUGUUCAGCACGGCCGAUGUGAAUCAGGCCUAUGAAAUAAUCCUCACUUUAGGCCAAGCCUUUGAAGUAGCCUAUCAGCUAACGAUACAGGCCCAGAAAUCUCGUCCCCCUGAAGCUGUUGUUACACGACCUUCCAAACCUGUGCCCAAGCCACGAGGCAGUAUACGUAGGCAGACAACGGAGUCAUUAGAAGGAGACAAUUCUUCUCCAUCUCAUGGAGGAGUGUCCUGGAUUGUGGAUCCUAAGCAGGAGUCAAACAGGAGCCAGAGCACUAAUUGAGGAUCAUCUGCCUCAAAACGGAAAGACCUCCACGGGAUUCAACUCCCAAAAAGUCAGGCCUCCUUAAAAGAUCAGAGGUGCAACACUGAGCCGUGACAGAUGCAAGAGACAGUCGCCUUUCUUCCACCAGGUGGAUUCCUCUACUUAUGUCUUGCAAGGGGAUAUUUUGUCUUUGCCUCCUGGUAACUAUUUGUUGGAAGAAAGCCCUGUUAAUAAUGGAUAGAAGGAAGAGCGAAGGAGAUGUGAAACUACUCCUCCCGCAAGACUUUUCACACUCACUGCACUCGAAAAUCAGCAGUAGGAUGAAACCUGUUCUGUUUUUCCAUAUAUAUAUAUAUUAUUUUUUUUCCGUAUAUAUGUAUAUAUCAGGGGGAUGACUGCACAUCCCCUUCCCAUCAGUUUUAAUGUAGCACUUUUUGGAGGGCGGUGGUAGCAGUUUGGAACUAUCUAAGGGUCAAUGUCCCAUUGCCCACGUAGCAUCUUUAAAUUCACUGCUGUGUAUUCAUGUUUGACAUGUUUGUGCCUCCUCGCCAUUUGGCAGUUGAUCUAUGACGCUCAAUCCAGCUGUUUGGUUUACAUGAAAUUUAGCUUUUUUAUAUUUUUUUGGCAUUAUAGCACUUUUUUUUAUUGCUCCUAAUGCCUUUUUCAUAGCGAAAAACAUUUUAAAAGAUUUUUGAAUGUAUCCCUACCUAAUAAUCUGUUACCAUUCCUUUUAAGGACUUGUCUGAAGGGCUCUGAAACCAAAUCAUUCUGAACCUCAUUAUAGAAAGCAUGGCUGAGUUAAGAGUUUGUUUUUUUAACAUAAAUGUCUUACAGCUGGUUCCAUAAUUGCCGAUUAUGGGUGAACAUUCUUCAUGGGAUGGAAACUGCCAAAAACGCUAUCAUAUGGGACAAGGUGAUAAAAUUGAGAAAAGCUGUUUAAGCAUCUGGACCAUGAGUCAGCAGGAUUUCAAUUUACAUCUCCAUUGGAAAAUGACUUCUAAUGCCAAGACUGAUAAAAUUCAAGUUAUUAAAUAGGUCUUUAGACCUGUUUUAUGGAGGACUCACCAAUACACAUGCAUUAUGCUCAUGCAGGACUGCCUACAUUGUCCAGUUUCCUCCUCUUAUAUUACAUACUUUGUGUGUUUAUGACAUCCUUUAUAACCUAGAUCAGCUGCUAAAGUGGCAUUAGAUGCCUUUAGAUACAUCCUUUUUUUAAUACAUCCAUAUGCCAAGAAGAGCGUUUUACAUUGGAUCUUCACUGCCUGCUGAAGGCACCAUGUCACUUGACACUAUGCAGUUAGAGAACUUUAAAUGCCCAAUUCUUCUUUUGUUUUUCUUUUCUACCACCCCCUUUUUAAAAAAAAAAAAAGAAAAAGAAAAAAAGUAAUACCCCACAGAAAAUGUCCAGUGGAUUGGGGCAACCCUGGUACAAAUGGUACAUUCCCAUGCCUUGUUAUUUUUGUAUAUCCAUUUAGCCAUGGGCAGAUAUGCCAAUGCCCAAUUUAGCUGCACACAAACUAAAUCUCAGCUCUUCCAGCCUUGGUGACUUUUUGCUUCUACUCUGUCAAACUCCGGAAGAUAUGUGCGGUCUAUUUCUUGAUCACACAGACGUUUGCCCACCAUGUGUAGCUACCACAUAAUGGUUUCAAUUAAAUGGCCAGACUCACACACUAAUGUUUUUAGUCGGUACUAGUUAAAGCUGCUAUAUAUAAUCCUAUAUUUAUCUUCUAGUGAAUGGUGAUUUGUUUAUUUGAAUCUGCUAUAUGGGUAGGCAUACAAUGACCGGUACAAUCAACAUCCUUUCUUCUUACUCUUCCCUGAGAACGGGGGGGGGGGGGGGGGGGGGGGGGGGAGGACUUUAGCUUCUGGGUGCUUCCUUCUAGCAAGGGCAGGAUAAUUCUCUGUUAUAAUCCUUAUAGAACUUUCAUGUCCUUUUAAAAUUACUUUGUUGUAUAAUGAUGCUGAAAUAUUAUGUGUAUACUGAUAAUGAACACGCUGCGCUGUAUGAUACUGAUUUUUACACUAAUUCUGUACACUGCACUAUGUAAUGGUACUGGGUAUCAAUACCCUUAUAAUGAACAUUUUACUGUAUGAUGA